Molecule: messenger RNA, 252 nt
Organism: Lactuca virosa
Lineage: Eukaryota; Viridiplantae; Streptophyta; Magnoliopsida; Asterales; Asteraceae
Source: the annotation of a GenBank genome assembly
AUGUAUGUAGUACACAUAACAAUAUGGAAGAACAAUGCUAACAAGAUAUCGCUGGAGCUUAGGGAUGGUGAGUCUGGUGGUGCUGAUCGGAUUUCUAUGGUAAAUCAAGAAGAGAUGUGUGUUGGCUUGCGGGUAUGGCUGAUUAGAAGGAGUGAUGACGGGAUGGCUGUAAUGGAGUUCAAGGUAACAGGGGAUGGCGAUGGUAGUGACUGUCAAGGGAGUGAGGAAGAUGAUAAAGCUUUGGGUGGAUAA